AUGGCUCCCAAGGCCACGCCCAAAGCUGAGCCCAAGACGGCAUCAAAUGAAGAAAAGAAGAUAUUUGUGCAUCCGUCAGCCAAACAUGCCCGUAAAACGGCCAUCAAGAACGCCUUUGCGAUUGAGCCCAUUUCGGCUUUCUACAUGUUUCUGGGUGCCAACCUCAUAGCCGCCCUCUUCGCCCCGAUCCAGGACUGUGACGAGACCUUCAAUUACUGGGAACCCACGCACUACCUCAGCCAUGGCUAUGGGUUGCAGACGUGGGAGUACUCCCCCGAUUAUGCCAUCCGCAGCUGGCUAUACAUUGCCAUCCACGCCAUCGGCGCCAACUUCCGCCGCCUGCUACCACACUCGACCAAGGUCGCCGAAUUCUACUUUCUCCGCUACGUGCUCGCCUUUGCCUGCGCUCUCUGCCAAACGCUCAUGUGGAGGGCUGUCUGCCUGGCAUUGAACCCACGUGUCGGCAUUAUCUUCAUCCUAGCACUAGUCUUCAGCCCAGGCAACUUCCAUUCCAGUACAGCCUACCUACCGUCCAGCUUUGCCAUGUACAUGGCUAUGGUGGGCGCCGCCUGCUUCAUGAACUGGCGCGGCGGCCUGAAGACGUCGCAGGGCAUGUUCUGGUUUGCCUUGGGCGGCGUCCUCGGCUGGCCCUUUGCCAUUGCCUUGUGUGCACCCUUCGUUUUCGAGGAGGUCUUUUUUGCCAUGCUGAGCGAUAAGGAACGUUUCUUCGAGGCGUGCAUCAGGCUUGUGCGCGGUGUGGUAGCGACGCUGGUGCUAGUAGCCGCCGAUACCGCCAUCAACGCCUUCUUUUACCGAAAGCUUGAAUUCGUCUCGUGGAACAUCAUCAAGUACAACAUCUUCUCCAACACCGGCGGCCCUGACCUCUACGGCACCGAGCCGUGGACCUUCUACUUCAAAAACCUCCUUCUCAACUUCAACAUCUGGUUCAUCCUCGCCCUCCUCUCCCUCCCACUCUUCCUCCUCCAAAAACUCUUCUCCCGCCGCAGCACAGGCGAGUCCUUCCAGUCCGGCCUACGCACCGUCGUCUUCCUCUCCCCCUUCUAUAUGUGGCUCGCCAUCUUCACCCUCCAACCCCACAAAGAAGAACGCUUCAUGUACCCGGCCUACCCCUUCCUCGCCCUCAACGCCGCGCUCGCCCUCCACACCUUCCUCACCCUCUUCGGCAACGCCGACCCCAAGACCUCCCUCCUCGGGCGCAUCCCCGCCAAGCUCAAGCUCGCCGCGAUCCUCCUCCCCCUCGCCGCGUCCGCCGCCAUCGGCGCCGCGCGCGUGUGGGGCCUGCACGCGGGCUACCACGCGCCCCUCGCGGUGUACACCCCCCUCACGGACAGCGCCGUCGCCGGGCCCGGCGACACCGUGUGCCUGGGCAAGGACUGGUAUCGGUUCCCGACGUCCUUCUUCCUGCCGCGCGGGAUGCGCGCCAAGUUUGUGCGCUCCGAGUUCCGCGGCCUGCUACCCGGCGAGUUCUCCGAGGCCCGCACGGGUUUUGGGUUUUGGAGUGGUACCUGGCUGCCGACCACGGGGAUGAAUGGCCGCAAUGAGGAGGAUGUGGGCAAGUAUGUGGAUUUGAGGGCGUGCGUGUUUUUGGUGGAUAGCCAUUUCCCCGAGAGGGUGGGUGCCGAGGAGGGGGAGUUGCCGCCGAAUGAGCCGGAUUAUUCGAAGGAUGUGGAUCGUUGGGAGGAGGUGCUGUGUCUGCCGUUUUUGGAUGUGGAGAGGACGCAUUUUCUGGCGAGAGCGCUGUGGGUGCCGGACUGGGAGGUGGUGCCGGAGCGGUUUAGGAGGAAGUGGGGGAAGCAUUGCUUGUUGAAACAAAAAAAAUAG
Molecule: messenger RNA, 1842 nt
Organism: Chaetomium globosum CBS 148.51
Lineage: Eukaryota; Fungi; Ascomycota; Sordariomycetes; Sordariales; Chaetomiaceae
Exons: 3
Coding region: 1-1842 (613 amino acids)
Biological process (GO): protein N-linked glycosylation
Cellular component (GO): endoplasmic reticulum membrane
Molecular function (GO): alpha-1,2-mannosyltransferase activity
Source: RefSeq, a predicted model, not a curated record